AUGGCUCGAACUAAGGGUAACAACACCGAAAGACCAACCACUUCUAAGCAACCAAGAAAAUAUUAUGCUCCAAAGUCGGCGUCUAAAAAGGCUGCAGUCUCUUCUAAGAAGGCUGUUGCUGGUGUUUCACAAAAGAAGCCAGUUGCUAGACACUCUCAUCCUGGGAUCAAGGCUUUACAAGAAAUUAAAUUUUAUCAGCGUUCAACAGAGCUUUUAUUAAGAAAAUUACCAUUCCAACAUUUGGUCAGAGAAAUUGCCCAACAAUCAAAGUCUGAUCUUAGAUUCCAGUCUGCUGCUAUUGCUGCUCUUCAAGAAGCUGCUGAAGCUUAUCUUGUUGGUCUUUUUGAAGACACUAAUUUAUGUUCACUUCAUGCUAAAAGAGUCACUAUUAUGCCAAAAGAUAUGCAACUUGCAAGAAGAAUUAGAGGUGAAAGACAAUAAGUCUUGUGUUAUUUUUAAUUGUUGGAAAAGAGGGUUUUUUGAAUUGGUUUAAGAGAAACUAUUUUAUUAUAGUAAAAGUACAACUUAUUGGGAGUGUCAAGAGUAACGAAAAGUCUAAUACAAGUAAAUUUUUAUAUUUCUUU
Molecule: messenger RNA, 584 nt
Organism: Entamoeba histolytica HM-1:IMSS
Lineage: Eukaryota; Evosea; Mastigamoebida; Endamoebidae
Product: histone H3, putative
Exons: 1
Coding region: 1-441 (146 amino acids)
Cellular component (GO): nucleosome
Molecular function (GO): DNA binding; protein heterodimerization activity; structural constituent of chromatin
Source: RefSeq, a predicted model, not a curated record